Molecule: messenger RNA, 762 nt
Organism: Colletotrichum gloeosporioides
Lineage: Eukaryota; Fungi; Ascomycota; Sordariomycetes; Glomerellales; Glomerellaceae
Product: Short chain dehydrogenase andI
Exons: 4
Coding region: 1-762 (253 amino acids)
Molecular function (GO): oxidoreductase activity, acting on the CH-OH group of donors, NAD or NADP as acceptor
Source: RefSeq, a predicted model, not a curated record
AUGGCUUCGUUCCUCAUCACUGGCGCCUCCCGAGGCUUUGGCCUGGCACUCACCCGCGAGCUGGUCUCCCGCCCAGCCUCCGAGGUGGGCACCAUCAUCGCCUCGGCCCGCGGAGACUCCCCCGAUUUGAACGAGGUCGCCAAGGGCUCCUCCGGCCGCGUCGUUGUGGUCAAGCUCGACGUCACCGACGAUGCCUCCGUCAAGAAGGCCGCUGCCGAGGUCGAGGAAAAGCUUGGCGGUAAGGGUCUCGACGUCCUGAUCAACAACGCAGGCGUCUGCCAGUACGCGACCGACGGUACCAAGUCUAUGGAAAACCUCCAGGAGAGCCUCGACAUCAAUGUUUUCGGCGUCCACAGGGUCACAAAGGCCUUUCUUCCUCUGCUACAGCAGGGCAAGCUCAAGAAAGUAGCCAACAUCUCGACCACCUUCGGUUCUCUGGCCAUCAUGCCCUACGUCCACUUCAUGCCCGCCCCAUCCUACAAGAUCUCCAAGGCCGCCAUGAACGCCCUCACGGUCCAGUACGCCCUCGACCAUGCCAAGGAGGGCUUCUCCUUCAUGGCUCUCUGCCCCGGCUGGUUGAAGACCGACCUCGGCGGAGGCGACAUGGCAGACCUGACCCCCGAGCAGGGAGCCAAGGCUUCGCUGGACAUCAUCUACAAGCCUAACGAGCAGACCAACGGCAAGAUGCCAAAGGUGUUUGUCAAGGGCUGGGAGGACGCGAAGGGCCCCAACGUCUACGAUGGCACCGAUGUCCCCUGGUAA